Messenger RNA from Nematolebias whitei (Rio pearlfish), 392 nucleotides. It is a transcript of the gene gra, whose product is annotated as granulito. The record is from RefSeq and is a predicted model, not a curated record. The transcript is spliced from 5 exons. Lineage: Eukaryota; Metazoa; Chordata; Actinopteri; Cyprinodontiformes; Rivulidae. The coding region runs from base 36 to 392 and encodes 118 amino acids.
AUAUAGAUAUUUCAACCUUGUCGAUUUCCUCCAGAAUGGAGGUUUCCACGAAGAGAAUCUUCUUAAAACAUCUGGAGCGAGCGAGGCCCCUGCGCCGCUGCACCCAAGUCAGUGAGCCACAAAUAAACGCUGCUUCAUGUGCGCAGACCCUGCUGGAACAGGAGACAAACAUGGACAUGGAGCAGUUCUACAAGACUGUCAGCCUUAACCAGCUGAACAAAGACAGAAUAUCUUACUCAAGGGACUUUUUAAUCGGUCUGGCCAGCUGCCCUGAGGCCAAGAAGAAGCCACUAUACUUACCAGUGCAUCCCAUAGUGUUACCCGAGGCAAGAGAUCCUGGGCAGCAAGAGCUUGGACUCGUGAGGUGGAGCAGUGGAAAUGGAGAUGUGUGA